GUCUGGUCUCUCAUGAACUUAGAUACAGUAACGAGUUGUAUGGCAAACUUCGUGACGAGCAAUCUGCUUAUCAUACUCAAUGGAAUAAUCUCAGAUGUGGUCACAAUAUUGCGAAUAUAUGCCGUCACAGGCGGCGACCGACGGCCUGUUAUGUUCCUCACACUACUUGCCGUCUUCAACGUGGUUUCAAACGUCUACAGUUCAUUCCAGUAUCAUAUUAUCUGUUCAUGUUGAAUAGGACAGCCA
Molecule: messenger RNA, 246 nt
Organism: Laetiporus sulphureus 93-53
Lineage: Eukaryota; Fungi; Basidiomycota; Agaricomycetes; Polyporales; Laetiporaceae
Exons: 4
Coding region: 13-234 (73 amino acids)
Source: RefSeq, a predicted model, not a curated record